UUUAACAGCUUGCAUUCUGUAUUCCGCACACAUCAAGUGCUCAUUGUCAUUUUGCUCAGCCAAUCCUACCCAUUCAACUCGCUCCAUCAACCACCAGCUGGUACGGUGACAAGGAACCAUAUCUAUCGCGAUGGAGAUAUCAGAGGAUCAAGAAGGUACCGUCUCGUAAAUGCAUGACGGGUGUUCAGCCCUUACCAUGGCCUGUCAUUGCCUUGAUUCGCGGGUCUUCUCGACCACCGUUUUUGAGGCAUUGCAAGUCAGGGAAGGGCUGAUCUGAGAUUAUACCGUCGAACUUGAUCUGGAUAAUUCCAGCGAAAGAACAUGCUUCUUCUCCCAUAUCCCCCUGUGUUGAGUUGCUUAUAUUUAUAGCAUCAUGUCGACCGACAAGAUCACGUUCUUGACCAACUGGCACGCAACGCCGUAUCACGCUCCCCUAUACCUCGCGCAGGCCAAGGGCUACUUCGAAGAUGAAAAUAUCAAGGUUGCUCUGCUCGAACCGAACGACCCCAGCGACGUGACUGAGAUCAUUGGGAGUGGCAGAGUGGACUUGGGUUUCAAAGCCAUGAUUCAUACUCUUGCGGCGAAAGCCCGUAACUUCCCCGUUCUCAGCAUUGGCUCUCUCCUUGACGAGCCAUUCACUGGUGUCGUUUAUCUCAAGGAUUCCGGCAUCACGACUGAUUUCCGCACCUUGAAAGGUAAGCGUAUUGGUUAUGUAGGCGAAUUCGGGAAGAUCCAGAUCGACGAACUCACUUCCCACUACGGCAUGGCCCCCACCGACUACACUGCAAUUCGUUGCGGCAUGAAUGUCUCCAAGGCCAUCAUCUCCGGCACCAUUGACGCCGGCAUCGGCCUCGAGAACGUCCAAAUGGUAGAAUUGGAGGAGUGGCUAGCCAGCCAAAACCGCUCCACCACCGACGUCCAAAUGCUCCGCAUCGACGAGCUUGCCGAACUCGGCUGCUGCUGCUUCUGCUCAAUCCUCUACAUCGGAAACGAAAACUUCAUCGCCCAGAACCCCGAGAAAGUGAAGGCAUUCCUUCGCGCCGUAAAGCGUGCAACCGACUUCGUGCUCGCCGAGCCGGAGAAGGCCUGGGCGGAGUAUGUCGACUUCAAGCCGGUCAUGGGCACAACGCUCAACCGCAAGAUCUUUGAGCGGAGCUAUGCCUACUUUAGCAAGGAUUUGAAGAACGUGAAGAGAGACUGGGAGAAGGUGACGAAGUAUGGGAUGAGACUCGGUGUUCUGAGUCAAGACUUUGAGCCAAACUACACGAACGCGUUUCUAGGAUGGGAGACCGAGGGUGAAAGUGCGGAUCCAACCGGGGACCAGAAGAAAAUGGUGGAGUUGCAGAAGGAUGUUGCUGCCUGCGGUGGCUUCCGCAGGCUGAAUACUUUGCCGGCUACUGUCAAGGUUUGAGUGGUUAUGUAUAUGCGCUCGGCUGCGCACGAUAGUGCGUAGCGUUGCGAGAAGUGUGCAUUGGAGAAGGAUUGGUAUGAUGGUGCAUGGCAUUUCACUCACUAAAUAUUUACCAGCCAAGAGACGCAAACACGAAAUGGAUUACACCUGGCAAG
Molecule: messenger RNA, 1566 nt
Organism: Mytilinidion resinicola
Lineage: Eukaryota; Fungi; Ascomycota; Dothideomycetes; Mytilinidiales; Mytilinidiaceae
Product: pyrimidine precursor biosynthesis enzyme THI11
Exons: 5
Coding region: 374-1411 (345 amino acids)
Biological process (GO): thiamine biosynthetic process
Source: RefSeq, a predicted model, not a curated record